CGUUCAUACAUACAUAUAUUCUGAUUAGCAGCAAGCCGCAGCUGAUUGUGUUCGUUGGUUCCAAUUAGAAUUGCGAUUGCAAUUGCAGUCAAUCAAAUUGGUUUCAUCAAUUCCAGCGCACAGAUGCCGCUUUCGACUUUGCUGCUCGGCCUGUUUGUCUGCCUGUGCCUUGGGCUGUGGCACCUGCGUCAGCGCCUGCAACUGGGCUGUAGCCUGCCUGGACCCUGGGCCUUGCCCGGCUUGGGCAACGCCCAGAUGAUUGGCAAACUGAAGCCAGAGUUUAUCUUUCUGGUGUUUACAGAGCUGCGCGAACGCUUUGGCGCCACCUAUCGCCUGUGGUUAGGACCUCAGCUGUGGGUGUUUCUGCACAGCGCCGAGGAGACGCGCCAGGCACUGCACGAUCCAACGCUGCGCAAAGCGGACACCUUUCAGCAGCUCUCGCCCCUCAUUGGCAAUGGUCUGCUGAUCAGCCAUGGCAGCGAGUGGCUGGCACAGCGCCGCCUGCUAACGCCCGCCUUUCAGCCGCAGCUGCUGCGCCGCUUUGCGCCUGCGUUGUCCAAACAUGCGGAGCGCCUGCUCUACCGUCUGCAGCGAACAGGCGGAAAUGCCAUCGAGGUAACGGAUUACCUUUUCGCCUGUCUUCUGGAUUGCAUUGUGGACAACUCAAUGGGCUUUGCGCUGGACACGCAGCUGGUCGAGCACUCGCCCAUUGUGAGCGCCUUUCAUCGGAGCAGUGAGCUGCUGUUCAAGCGCAUGAUUAAUCCUCUGCUGACCUCCGAUUUUGUGUUCAAGCGUACGCGACUGUGGCGCGAGCUGCGCGUUCAGCUGCAAGUGAUUCACUUGCACAUGGAUCGAAUUAUCGAGCAACGCGAGAAGCAGCUAGAGGCAGAGCAGCAGCAGCCAGAGCAGGAGAAACGACCACGCAUACUCUUGGAUGCUAUGCUGCUGGCGGGGCUAAGCCGUCAGCAGAUUCGCGACGAAGUGAACACAUUUGUCUUCGCUGUGAGUUGUCACUGCCACCUCCCCUCUCUCUCUCUCUCUUUCUCUCUCUCUCACUAUCUCUAUCUCGAUCUUCGACAGGGUGUAGACACUACCACGGCGGCCAUGGGUUUCGUGCUCUAUGCCCUGGCCAAGCAGCCAUCGGUGCAGGAGCGCUUGUACACCGAGCUCUCUCAGCUGCCACCAGAUGGCGCCACGAGCCUGGAUGCUCUCAAUGAGCUUGACUAUCUGGAUGCCGUGCUGCAGGAGACUCUGCGCAUGUACACCAUAGUGCCCAGCACGGGCCGACAGACGACCAGAGCCACAACGAUUGGCGGGCGUCGCUACUGCGCCGGCGUCACGCUCUGGAUCAAUAUGUACGGCCUGGCGCACGACGCCAGCCACUUCACUGAGCCAUACGAGUUUCGGCCAGAGCGCUGGCUGCAGGCGCAGCAGCCCACACCCUUUAGCUAUAUACCCUAUUCGGCUGGCCCACACGUGUGCAUUGGCCGCCGCUACUCGAUGCUGCUGAUGAAGCUGCUCACCGUUCGCAUUGUGGAGCAUUUUCGCCUGGAGCUGAAGCGACCACUGGAGCCGCUUGUGCUGCAGGCCCAAAUGGUGUUGCGCUCUCGCGAUGGCAUCCACAUUAGGUUUGUGCCGCGUGGAGCUGUAUGAAAUCAUAACGACUAAUACAUACCCUGCACUUGUCAGCUUUCGAUUGCAAUUUAAGAAUUUUUAGAAAGAAUUUUUAAGAAAUUUUUAAACAAAUUUAUUUUCUAUAUAUCUACAGGAUUUUGUGAAUGGUAUUUUACAAUAAUUUAUGAGUUUAGGCUAAUACAUAGGCCUUCACAAAUUUAUUUUAAA
Drosophila mojavensis is the source of this 1842-nucleotide messenger RNA. RefSeq names its product probable cytochrome P450 311a1 (gene Cyp311a1). NCBI's taxonomy places the organism in Eukaryota, Metazoa, Arthropoda, Insecta, Diptera, Drosophilidae. Gene Ontology annotation, molecular function: monooxygenase activity; iron ion binding; heme binding. The record is from RefSeq and is a predicted model, not a curated record. The transcript has 3 exons. Bases 124 to 1653 code for a protein of 509 amino acids.